UCACUAUCAUCAUCACUGUAUAAUAAUCAUUUCAACUUAUCACUUCACAAAAAUAUUCUCCCAAAGUUUUCUCUACAAUGACUUUUGAUAUCAGAAAACCCCUCAUCAAAUCAGAAAAUCGACGGGUGGCAAACCUCAUUACCUUAAUCACAGCAUGUUGCGCGACUUGCUUGGAUAUUCUGAGUUUAUCUGCUGUCAACGUUGCUGUACCAUCUAUUGCGGUGGACCUGGUUCUUGACGCUUCUACACUUCCAUGGUUGAUUGCAUCCUACUCUAUUGCCUUCGCCGCGUUUUUAUUACCCGCUGGAAAACUAGGUGAUCUCUAUGGCUAUCGCUUAAUCUAUCUUAUUGGUAUGCUGCUCUUUGGAGUCGCUUCCAUUGUGAACGCUGUUGCUCCUAAUGAAUAUGUUCUAUUUGUAUUCCGAGCUAUACAAGGUCUCGGUGCAGCGUGUACUGUGCCAAACGGCAUCGCAUUGAUCGCAAACAGUUAUGAAGAUGAAAAUGCACGACGAAUUGCUCUUUCAGUAUUCGGUGGUUCCGGCCCAGUAGGCUUCGUUGUCGGCCUCAUUCUUGGAGGUGCUUUAUCGUUCACCAUCGGAUGGAGAUGGAUCUUCUAUAUUUCAGCUAUCUGCUCGUUCGCGAUGUUCUUCCUCGCCUUCCUCUAUGUUCCCGAUUUCACGCGCGAAGGAUCAGCCGAGAGUAUCGAUAUGAUUGGAUUUUUCCUUGUGACGAGCGGAUUUAUUCUCGUAAUUUAUGCCCUUUCCGAUGGACAAUGGCAUCUUGCUCGUGAUCCUGUAACUCUCGUGAUUGGUGUACUUCUCAUUGCAGUCUUUAUGGCGUGGCAGUUCAAGGCAACUUAUCCUCUUCUACGACCUAGCUGGUGGCGCCGUCCAAACUUUGCCGGUGCUUUCUGGAUUGCAUUUUUGAAUUAUGCAUCAUUCAUGGGCUAUAUCUAUGUAACCACACUACUGUUUCAAGACGCUUUUGGCUAUACUGCACUUGAAACGGCUCUCUACUACCUACCGAUGGGAAUUGUUGCAUUUUUCAGUGCGAAUUUGGUUGGCUUCAUAACUCCUUACACCGGCUAUCGCAGCAUCUUGAUCGUUGGUACUUUGUUGGCACUUGGUGGUAAUAUUGGAUCGCUCUACUACUCUCUUGAAUUGGGAUUCUGGAAGCUCAUAUUCCCAAUGCACUUCAUUUUGGGUUUCGGCUUGCCACUCCCUUACGUUGGAGGACAAAACGCUAUGAUUGCAACUGCGCCACCCAGUGAGACUGGAACUCUUGGAGCUGUCUACAAUACUGCUGGCCAACUUGGAGCCGCAGUCGGAUUGGCCAUCUUGACAGCUGUCAUCAAUGGUGUAAACCCAAGUGGCGCCACGGGUGCUGAAAGUCUUCCAGGAUACCAUGCUGCGUACUAUGCCAAUAUCGCAUUCCUGUCUGUUCAAACAGUCAUAGCUGUGCUUUUCAUUAAGGGCAAUGCAAAGCCUUCCAGUGUCUCUGAAGAGCGCACCGAUAGCGACAACAAGUCUAACGAUACUUUGCAAGAUUUGGAGAAGGGUAAAAUCGAAGCCAUUGACACGCCAGUAAGAGAAGUUGCCGACUCCGCCGACUCAGCUAGAACAGUGGUUUAAUAAUCCCCAUCCAAGCAUUGAAAUCAUGAAUAGAAAUUUACUUUCCCAUUCUUGUUCCCGAAUAUUGUAAACUCCAUUAGAAUACCCUGGUACCAAAAACAUAGAACAUUGUAAUAAAAUAUAAAUAGCAGUACAUUAUGUGCACCUCCAACUUUGAAAAGU
Umbelopsis ramanniana AG is the source of this 1793-nucleotide messenger RNA. RefSeq lists its product as uncharacterized. The transcript has a single exon. Gene Ontology annotation, molecular function: transmembrane transporter activity. Gene Ontology annotation, biological process: transmembrane transport. Gene Ontology annotation, cellular component: membrane. Lineage: Eukaryota; Fungi; Mucoromycota; Umbelopsidomycetes; Umbelopsidales; Umbelopsidaceae. The record is from RefSeq and is a predicted model, not a curated record. The coding region runs from base 78 to 1631 and encodes 517 amino acids.